Emericellopsis atlantica is the source of this 858-nucleotide messenger RNA. RefSeq names its product ribosomal protein S5 domain 2-type protein. The coding region runs from base 1 to 858 and encodes 285 amino acids. NCBI's taxonomy places the organism in Eukaryota, Fungi, Ascomycota, Sordariomycetes, Hypocreales, Bionectriaceae. The record is from RefSeq and is a predicted model, not a curated record. The transcript has a single exon. Gene Ontology annotation, biological process: regulation of translational initiation. Gene Ontology annotation, molecular function: protein binding. Gene Ontology annotation, cellular component: cytoplasm.
AUGUCUGAAGAGCUUCUCGACGAGGUAGAGGCCAUCAACUCCAUUUACGGAGACGCCACACUCGCCCCCGCCUCAGACACAGCGAGCGAUGAUGCCUCAUCCAUAUACAUUCUCAAGCUGCCAAAUGAGGCGUCAUCGCUCCGAGUCGCGUUUCCAAAGAUAUAUCCUCACGUACCUCCCGAAGUCCUAGGCACGCAUCAUGCAUCGGGCGGGAAGAAAGGCGCCGGAGCUAGAGAUCUCGGGCUCUUUGUCGACGCCUUGAGCGAGGUGUACGAGCCUGGCAUCGUAUGCAUCUUUGAUGCGGUGGAGGCUUUCAAUCGACGAGUGGAAGAGGAAGAGCAGGAUGGCGAGGAGGAGGAGGAAGGGGAGGACAGAGAGGUGACGCCCGAGCCGAGGACGAGGGCGGAGCAGGAGGAGAUGGACAUUGCCAACCUGCCGACACCACCGUGGACAGUGACGGAUCUCACAGUGGAGAUGAAGUCGACGUUUGUGGCUCACGUCGCGCCUGUGUCGUCGCCGGCGCAGGCGAGGCAGUAUCUCACCCAUCUCCUGUCCUCGUCGAAACAGAUCCGCACGGCAACGCACAACAUCUCCGCCUGGCGAAUCCGCGACCCGAACAGUGGGACGAGCUGGCAGGACUGCGACGACGAUGGAGAGACGGCGGCGGGUGGCCGUGUGCUGAGGCUGAUGCAGAUGAUGGACGUCUGGGGCGUCAUGGUGGUCGUGACACGCUGGUACGGCGGUGUCAAGAUGGGACCGAGACGAUUCGCGGUCAUCAACGGCGUGGCGAGGGAAGGCAUCGUCAAGGCUGGCUACGUGGAGGAGAAAGGAAAAGACGGCAAGAAGAAAGGAAAAUAA